ACAAUAUCACAGCUAGUUCAUAAACACGUAGCCAUGAGACGGUCGGCUUACUUAUUAUUUGCCAUUUGCUUGGCUUUCGCAAAUGCUACUGAAAGAGUCCGUAGAGGUUACGGCGGUGGCGGAGGCGGAGGUGGGGGUGGUGGAUUCGGUUUCGGGGGUGGAGGAGGUUUUGGCUACGGAGGCGUUGGUGGCGCUGGAGGUGGUGCCGGUGGUGGCUUCGGAGGAGGACUCGAUGUUAUUCGUGAAGGUGUACACGGCAUUCUUGGAAAAGUUCACGAAGGCAUAAACCAUCUUAAAGGAAGUGGUGGCUUCAGUGCCAGCGGUGGAAUAGGUGGAGGUCUUGCUGGUGGAGCUGGCAGUGGCGGUGGUAGUGGCUUCGGAGGAGGAAAUGGAGCAGGCGGUGGUGGAGGCUUAGGAGGAGGAAAUGAGAAAUCUAUAUAUACAAAGUCAGAUGAUGGCAAAUCGGGUGGUUUUGCUUUCACUGGUACAACUGGCAAUGGCGGAUACGGCGGUGGAGGUGGUUAUAGCAGUGGAGGAAGUGGUAGUGGCUAUGGAGGGGGUGCUGGAUUUGGAGCUGGCGGUGGGUCUGGUGGAGGAACUGGUGGCUCUAAUGGAAAAGGAGGAUAUGGCGGCGGAAAUUCAGGAUUUGGCGGUAGUGAUGGAUCUGGAGGACUAGGAGGAGGGGCCGGUGGUGGAAUCGGUGGUGGGAUUGGCGGUGGAAUCGGUGGUGGAAACGGUGCCGAAAAUGGUGGUGGAAAGGGCCAAAGUGGAUCAAGCGGAUUUGGAGGUGGCACUGGUGGUGGUUAUGGCGGCGGAGCUGGAGGUGGUUUGGGUAGUGGAAGUGGAGGUUCUGGAGGAGGCAGUGGUGGAUCCGGAGGAUAUGGCAGUGGCCUAGGAGGAGGUCAUGGAGGCAGCCAUGGUGGAUCAAGUGGUUUUGGAGGAGGCAGUGGUGGAUCCGGAGGAUACGGUGGUGGAUCUGGCAUUGGAGGAGGUUCUGGAGGAGGUCAUGGAAGUGGCCUUGGUGGAUCAGGUGGUUUAGGAGGAGGCAGUGGUGGAUCCGGAGGAUACGGUAGUGGAUCUGGCCUCGGAGGAGGUUCUGGAGGAGGUCAUGGAAGCGGCCUUGGUGGAUCAGGAGGCUUUGGAGGAGGCAGUAGUGGAUCCGGAGGAUACGGUGGCGGAUCUGGCCUUGGAGGAGGUUCUGGAGGAGGUCAUGGAAGCGGCCUUGGUGGAUCAGGUGGCUUUGGAGGAGGCAGUAGUAUAUCCGGAGGAUACGGCGGCGGAUCUGGCCUUGGAGGAAGUUCUGCGGGAGGCCAUGGAAGUAGCCUUGGUGGAUCAGGUGGUCUUGGAAGUGGUACCAGUGGAUCUGGAGGUUAUGGAGGAGGGGCAGGCGGUGGUCUAGGCGGUGGUGCUGGUGGUGGCUUAGGAGGAGGAUACGGAGGAUCCGGAACUGGAAGUGGAGGUAGUAGUGGAGGACAUGGUGGAUCUGGAGGUUACGGUAGUGCAAAUGGUGGUAGUAGUGUGUUCGGAGGGGGGCAUGGUGGAUCUGGAUCUGGAGGUGGAUUAGGUGGUGGUCUUGGCGGAGGUUUCGGAGGAGGCAUUGGAGGAGGACUUAGCAGUGGGCUUGGCGGUGGACUAGGUGGACUAGGAAGCCUUGGAGGUUCAAGUGGAUUUGGUGGUCAUGGAGGUGGCCAAGGCGGUGGCUCAGGAGACUAUGGAAGCUCUGGCAGUGGUUCUGGUGGCUACGGAAGCUCUGGUGGUGCCAACGGGGGAGGUUGCGGUUCAGGAUCCUGUGGUGGAUGUGGGUCUGGUUCUUGUGGUGGACAAGGAGGUGCAUUUGCUAGUGCCAAAGCAUCUGCCUCUGCUAGCGCUAGCAGUUACGGAAAAUAACAUAAUUUCUGUUGAAACUUGUAUAAAAUGGAUUUAAAAUAUACAACUAACUCAAUCAUCAACAGUUUUAAUUACAUAAAAAACCUCCAUAAAAAUAUUUCUAUGAGAAAAAUUGAUGAUAAAAGCAAUUAUUAUAAGCAUAUAAAUGACCCAUUGAUCAUUGUUAAUAUAAGGUUGACUCAUACAUAUUGUAAUUAAUCUUAGACAUAAUUAAAGUCAAGUGAUGAUGUGAUUGUAUUUAUAUAUAAUUGUAGUUAUAAAAAUAUAAGUUUUUCAAUCGA
Nymphalis io (European peacock) is the source of this 2168-nucleotide messenger RNA. RefSeq lists its product as uncharacterized. The transcript has 2 exons. The coding region runs from base 34 to 1887 and encodes 617 amino acids. Lineage: Eukaryota; Metazoa; Arthropoda; Insecta; Lepidoptera; Nymphalidae. The record is from RefSeq and is a predicted model, not a curated record.